Molecule: messenger RNA, 2039 nt
Organism: Cryptomeria japonica (Japanese cedar)
Lineage: Eukaryota; Viridiplantae; Streptophyta; Pinopsida; Cupressales; Cupressaceae
Exons: 5
Coding region: 511-1860 (449 amino acids)
Molecular function (GO): minor groove of adenine-thymine-rich DNA binding
Source: RefSeq, a predicted model, not a curated record
AAAAAGCUGAAGUAGAGAGAAAUUUCAGGAACGGAAGUAAAGAAUCAUGGCGGCUCUGGGUCUAAAAACAUAUGGCUUUUUCGCUUUACAUCUAGUUAACUAUAGACAACUAGCUUUACACCUAGUUACCUAUCUACAACUAGCUGCACCGUCUGAACCCUCAGUUUUGUCCCCAAAUUAAAGGCUUUUUAAGUGAAGAUGGCUAAAAAUAAGUGUUGCAGUCUUGCAGAGCAGAGGAAACUGAAGUAGAGAGAAAUUUCAGGAACAUAAGUAAAGGAUCAUGGCGGCUCUUGCUCAAAAAACAUAUGGCUUUUUUGCUUUACAUCAGUUACCUAUCGAUAGCUAGCUUUACAUCUAGUGACCUACCGACAACUAGCUGCACCGUCUGGACCCUUAGUUUUGUCCCCAACAGAAGAUUCAAGAAAGACAUAAAUAAAACCCUGUAAAUUGGAGGAUUGCUGAGCCUCAAAAGUAAAGCUAGAAUUGAGAGAAUACUAUAGGAGCCGCAACAUGGAAGAACAAGACACAGGAGGCGACCAGACUCCUCAUUAUUCUCAGGUCUAUGAUAAUCUGCAGCAGCUUCAGUACCAUAAUUUUAACCUACAGCAGCAGCAUGAGAUUGCGCCUUUCAAUGGUGCAAGCUAUUAUAGUGGGCAUGUGCCUUUUAAUGGUGAAAGCCAUAAUAAUAAUAACCACUAUUUUCAAGAACAAGCACAGAGACAAACUCUGCAGCAGGAACAAUUUCAAAUGGUGCCGCAAACACAACUUCAAAUGAUGCCGCAAACACAUAUUCAAACACAAACUCAGCAGCAGCAGCAGCAGCCUAGCAUGGAAAUGGAAAUUCAGAAGCGGCAGCAAAUGAAUAUGAAAAUUCAGCGGGUUCUGCUGCAACGGCAGCAGCGUUCAGAACAGUGCAAAAAUGUGAAUAUGAAUGAGGUUUCUCAGUCAAUUGGAAGACCGAUAAAUUUGCGUAAACAUGCGGACAAUCCGAAUGAGCUUUUGAAUGAUACCCUGCCGCUGGAGAACCAGAAUGUUGACCUGCAGCAGCAGAACCAGAAUGUUGACCUGCAGCUGCAGCAGCAGAAUCAGAAUGGUAAUGUGCAUCUGCAUCAUCAGCAGCAUGAUAUUAAUAUGCAAUUUCAGCAGUGGCAGAAUACGGAAAUGGAAAAUCAGCAAGUGCAGCUGCUACAGCAGCAUAAUUUGGAACAGAGCAAUAAUGUGAAUGUUAACGUGAAUGUGAAUGUGAUUUCACAGUCAACGGAGAUUGACACGGUUUCUCAACCUAUAGCUCCACCAAUAGCUCCACCAGACAGAGAGAAAAGAAAGCGUGGAAGACCAAGAAAAUUGAGUAACCAGGCGGACAAUCGGGCUUCCAAACUGCCUCUGGGUUCAACCAAGACGCCUCCGGACCUUCAAUUUGAGCAUGGGGAACCAGGACUUUUUCGAGUCAUUGUCAUUGCACCUGGGGAGGAUGUGCACGAGAAAAUUAUGUCUUUUUAUCAACAUUCACCCUUAACUGUUUGUAUAAUCUCUGCAAAAGGAACUAUUUCUAAUGUGGAUUUUCAGGAGUUUGAGCCCAGAAGAAUUGUAAACCAUAAGGGAGAAUUUGAAAUUCUUUCUUUGUCACGUUCCUACACAAAGGACAAUAAUGGCCUCCGUGUUGCAUUGAUUCAUCUAGAUGGCACGAUUUUCCGGGGGAUAGUUGGAGGACUCCUUAUUGCAGCAAGCUUUGUAGAGGUGGUUGUUGGUGUUUUCUCCUCCGACGCUGUAUAUAUCCCAGGACAAGUUGGAGAUAAAGGACCUAUCUCCAUUUCAGGGCAACCAAAUACAGAAGUAUACAGUGCUAUUAGUGAUGUGUAGUGAUGUGUAGACUAUUUUUUUUUGAGGUUUCUUUGUUGGGUCAGCGUCCUUGUUAAUGCUGUUUUUUUUUAUCAAAAACAUUUGGUGUGAUUUGGAUGAAGGCAAAAUUCUAAUGUUUAGAUUGUAAGAACACUUUUAAUUUUGAUAUAUAUAUGAACUUGUGUGUGUUAGGAACUUAA